Messenger RNA from Adineta steineri, 2091 nucleotides. Lineage: Eukaryota; Metazoa; Rotifera; Eurotatoria; Adinetida; Adinetidae. The record is from the annotation of a GenBank genome assembly.
AUGCAUCUUCAUUAUUUGAUUGUAACUAUUUAUUGUUGGUGUUGGCUUGGACUGACUUCAUCAGUAUUGGCUGCAAAUUUCUUUUGUUCCACUUUGGGUGUGCCCCAAGUUCUCCUAUCGAAUGGUCCUCUUAUUUCAUCAAAUUUCUCCUACGCACAGACCCUUGCCACCGAUCUCUUUUUCCAGACACCAUUUCAACUUGCUUAUGCUGUUCAAGUGACAGCUAUUGUCAUGUUUCCUCGACAGAAUAAUGUCUCUCUUACUGUCAGAGCCGCUCUUUAUGAUGCUGCAUCCAUGCUCAUCGAACAAACGGCAACAAUGACUGCGUUUGCAUUCCAAUUCUCGAAUGAGCAACCUAAACCAUGGUCUUUACCUUUCGAUCGACCAGUUAAUCUUACAGCCGGUAUUAGCUAUCAUGUCGCCUAUUGGUAUGCUGUCUCUAAUAAUGGAGACGUGAACAAUGUUGCGCUAUUUGCUACAAAUUCCACUAACAUUACAUGGAUUGCUCCAGGUGCUAAGUUUGCCACAGUGAAUGGAUCAUUUCCUAUUCUUUUAGCUGCACCUAAUAUUUUCAGUAGUACUGUUGCUCCAUUCAUUCAACUGAUGGGAUCACCAUGUACUAAUACAGUUCCUAUCACUACUAUUCAUCUGAAUGAGACGAUACUCUCCAUAUUACAAGCUAUUCAAAGUAAAUAUAAGGACGUACCAGCUAUAGGUGCUUCGAUUAUUCAAACACCUUCAAUGCAAUCUUACAAAGGCGCUCAAUCACCAGCACAUGUAAUCUGCCCAUUUAUUCCUGUAUCAACGAUAGUAUCUGGUAUUCGUCGCUUUGAUGCAGUAACUCCAGAAGCAGUAACUAUCAAUGAUAAAUGGCAUCUUGGAUCGAACACUAAAUCUAUGACAGCCAUUCUCAUUCAAAUGUUGAUUCAAGCAGGAAAGUUAAGCCUUGCUACUACUAUUGGUGAUAUCUUUCCAUAUUUACCAUUUUCUUCAACUCCAACACCACCAUUAACUACAUGUAAUUGCAGUGAUUUUUCUAAUGUCGAUGGUUAUUUCGCUAAGUCUCCUUAUUCUUGUGGUUUAGCCAUUCACACCUCAUGGAAAUAUAUUACUAUUGCUCAUUUACUGACUCAUACUUCAGGCCUUGAUGAGUUAGAUGUGGCAUACUCUAUUGAACACCAUAUUCACGAAUCAACAUUAGAAAAUAAUGGUACCAAGGAGUCCUGUAGCAAUUAUUCUUUACCUUCACGUCGCUAUCAUUUAAGUAUCCUACUAUCGAUGAUUAUUUCUAACCCACCAUCAUCAACUAAUGUUCCUGCCAACUAUUCUUAUUCGAAUAAUAAUUACAUUGUACUAGGAUUAAUUCUAGAAGAAAUAUGGUAUUUACCAUGGGAAUCAAUUAUUCAAAAUGAACUAUUUAAUCGUUUAGGAAUGAUCACAGCAGGAUUUGGCUCACCAAUUGAACAAAUACCACUGAAUUCUUUCGCUACUCAAUCAUUUGGUCAUUAUAUGGAUGAAGCUGGUAUAUUACAUAGUAGUGAUAUUGAUAUCCCGAAAUCUUGGGGACCUGCAGGUACGGUUCACGCAAGCCUUAAUGAUUGGGCUAAAUUUAUUGCCUGUCAUUUACAAGAAGGACGUGAUCUAAUAUCAUUUGGUUCUACUCCUAUGAACAGUAGCUUUUUGAAUGGAACGAUCUCGUCUUAUUUACUCUCACCAUCUGUAUGGCAAAACAUUCAUACACACUAUGUUUUUCCUUCAUCUUCCGUUUCCAAUUCUGAGCAUUCACUCUGUGGUAUGAUUAAUAAUAGAGACAAUCUCGGUUUAUCGCUAUGGCACACUGGCACCAAUACACUUUGGUACUCAUAUGUUGUAGUUUACCCUCAAUUAAUUCAGCCAAUGGCACUUUUAAUUACAGCGAAUUCUGCCAAUGGAUAUGCGGUUAUGGAAGCUAAGACAGCUGUUCUCAACGCUUAUCUCGAGUGGCAACAGCAAGGGCAGCCAUAUCCAAUCAUCGCGUCAGCAGCUGUGUCAUACAAAACAUUUAUUUUCAACUUUGCUUUCGUUUCAGCUUGCAUUCAUUUCAUCUACUAG